Messenger RNA from Paecilomyces variotii, 1851 nucleotides. RefSeq names its product putative toxin biosynthesis protein. The record is from RefSeq and is a predicted model, not a curated record. The coding region runs from base 401 to 1729 and encodes 442 amino acids. The transcript has 4 exons. Lineage: Eukaryota; Fungi; Ascomycota; Eurotiomycetes; Eurotiales; Thermoascaceae.
GUUUCUCUGCCCCAUCUAAGUACAAUAUUUUGGAGCAUCCUGCAGCGCGGCGAAGAGAGUAGAUAUUAAUAUUCCCUAGCCUUUUCCCCAGACUCUGCGGAGCAAGACAUACUUUACUGAUCGUUGUUGGGGUUCGUCAACCAGCAUACUGGCAUAUCAUUUAUCUAGAGGCGUUCGUUUGAGUGCCACCGGCAGCUCCCUUUCCCGCAUCCACAGCGAGAUCCUCGGCACAUCGCCGUACGCCGGCAACGGGCGCCGGACCCUGGUGCCAGUCCUAAACCUCGCUAUCGUAAAUGAACGACUCCUAAACAAACCCCUAAAGCCAGUCUUCAAGGUCUUUGGGGAUCUGUCAAGAUUGCAAUAAUCCGCUUUCUACCCCUACCAAGCAGAGCUGGCCAUCAUGUCUUCCGGUCCUUUUCGUAUCGUCGAGCAUGUGGUUCCCUGCCAAUACAUCAGAGAGUAUCCGCAGGCCACGUCUAAUGAACAGGAAGAUGUGCUGCACCUAGCCGUGAAGCAGUACAUUCCCCUCGAUAACCCGAAUCCUCAGCGCGGAGAUGUAACUAUUAUCGCUGCUCAUGCAAACGGUUUCCCCAAGGAACUGUACGAACCACUAUGGGAAGAGCUGCAUGCGCGUUCCAAAUCUCAUGGCUUCCGAAUCCGAAGUAUCUGGAUGGCAGAUGUUGCCCAUCAAGGAGAGAGCUCGGUGAUCAACGAAGAUCUCCUGGGAAAUGACCCUAGCUGGUUCGAUCACUCCCGGGACCUUCUCCAUUUGAUCAACGUCAAACGCCAUGAGAUGCCUCGUCCACUCGUGGGAGUGGGGCAUAGUAUGGGCGGUGCUCAUAUUGCUAAACUUUCACUGCUACAUCCUCGUCUAUUGCAUUCUGUGAUCUUGCUCGAUCCUGUGAUCUACCGACAAUCCACCUAUGACGGGACACGCAGCUUUCACAAGGCGGGCAAGAAUGUCCCCAUCACGACGAAGCUGUCAACAUAUAGACGCGACAUAUGGCCUUCUCGAGAAGCUGCAGCAGAAAGCUUCAAGAAGAGUCCAUUCUACAAAGCCUGGGACCCUCGUGUUCUAGAACGCUGGAUCAAAUACGGUCUUCGUGAGCUUCCCACAGCUAUCCAUCCAUUAGAUGAGACCGCCAAAAGCAAAGGCGAAAAACCAGUGACUCUCACAACAACUCUGCAUCAGGAGGUCUUCACCUUCUCUCGACCAAACUAUGACUUCAGCCCUUCCCAAAACACACCUAUUAACAAGUUCACUCAUCCCGAUUUCGACCCGUCGUUGGACUCUUAUCCCUUCUACCGGCCCGAGGGUCCACUCAUCUUCUCACAGAUCCAGCACCUUCGACCUAGCGUGCUUUACAUAUCUGCCGGGAAAUCAGAUCUAUCCACACCUGACCUGCGCGCUGACAAGUUAGCCGUGACCGGCACAGGCGUCGGAGGAAGCGGCGGCGCCCCCGCAGGCCGUGUCCAAGAAUUAUUCCUAGAGGAUCGUGGACAUCUUUUAGCCCAGGAAGUACCUAAUGAAUGCGCAGAUGCAGCCGCGAGCUGGUUUGGCAAGGAGCUCCAACGGUUCAGGGAAGAGGAAGAAGCGUUCCGGGCACAGUGGAGUCGGAAAUCCAAGGUGGAAAAGAUGACAAUCGACGAGGAGUGGAAGAAGCAUAUUGGUCCACCUCUGCGGAGAGAAAAUGGGAAUGGGAAGAAGGGUGAGAAAUCGAAGCUCUAGAUUCACUCUGUUUGUCUUGUAUGUUUUCUUCCCUUUCCCCCCAUUUUUACGUCAGAGAUGACUUACUCAACAAAUGCAGCUUUGGCAUUGUAUCUUCUUUUGUCUUAUAGAAUGGGCCAUUC